Molecule: messenger RNA, 2386 nt
Organism: Tigriopus californicus
Lineage: Eukaryota; Metazoa; Arthropoda; Copepoda; Harpacticoida; Harpacticidae
Exons: 4
Coding region: 225-2300 (691 amino acids)
Cellular component (GO): Golgi apparatus
Molecular function (GO): antiporter activity
Source: RefSeq, a predicted model, not a curated record
GCUCCGAUUUGCAAAGUGCAAUUUCUCCUACCUUUUAGUUUGCCGUUGAUAUUGGCAACGUAACCUAGUUACUAUAGAAAGGCUCAAGGCAGCACUAUAGUAUACGUCAACCAAUUUGGAUUAAGACCCAUAAUUCAAUUCGAGUCACCUCAGUCAGAGAGCUUGAACGGUCUUGACAGACAACACAUUUUCAUAUCGCAUCCAAGCAGAGCCAUCUUUGAAAAAUGCGCGAGCAUUUUUCAAUGUUUUUAACGGUGGUGUUGUGGACUACAGCAUCUUUUGGAUGUCAUUUCUUUGCAAAGGAAUUUUUGACCGGGGGUCAUAACUUGCAAUAUUCAGGCUCUUUCAUUAUCACCAUCUUACAAUUGACUUGUAUGUACUCCAUUUGCGAACUAAAGCCCUCGACGACAGGUUCUACCAACAUUUAUGGCAAACGGAUCGUUGUCUUGAUAACUCAUGCAAUUGGUACACUAAGUACCAAUUUCAGUCUCUGGUUUGUUGAUGCCUCGGACGCAAUGAGCAUAAAAGUCAUGGAGCCCAUUACAACUUGCCUCUUACAAAAAGUAUUCUUCAAAACGCCCUUAUCCCGAAUGCACGUUUUCACCCUGCCCGUGAUUUGUAUUGGUGUGCUGAUAUUUCUUGAGGAUACACAAUCUAUUAGUUCCUUGAGCUUAGGUCUCAUUUGGGGCAUAUCUUCCAAUGUGUCUUACGGUUUGAGAAAUAUCUACAUGAAAGAGUUGAAGUCCCAAAACGUGGUUUUAUCCAUUCGAAGCCUCCAAGAUGCGGGGUUGAUUGUCUAUUGGAUCCUUUCUAUUGUUGGCUUGAUUGUUACUUGCCAGACUGUACAAGUUUUUCAACUAAUCUGCUAUGCAGUUAUGAGUUCUUUGUUCCAUCUUAGUUAUACUCACCUAUCAAUCACAGGAAUAUUAUCGUUUGUGUCGGUGAUCACCCAUGCUGUAUUCAAUGUCACUAAACGGAUUUUGGUGGUGCUUUUUUUCGUGCUGGUUGGUGAUGUUGUCAAAACAACUUUUAAUUGGUUGGGUCUCAUUUUGGCUGCUGCGGGUAUGACACUUCAUUUUAGUGGUCAGUCUGGCGGAGUGGGAAAAUCAAAUCAAAAAGCGAUGUCGUCCGAACAGUGCCAUACGCUUCCAUCGAUAAUUUUGGGGUUGCUUCUAGUUGGCUUCCAAAUUACAGCUCUUUGGGAUCCUAAUCCGAUGAGCCCUAGCGUCAAGCCUGUUAUCUCAACAAUUACAAAGUACCAAAAUCAUACUAACACCAAUCUAAGCCUUUUGGAGCAACAUCACUUAAUCAGGGACAGAGUGGUCAAUGAAAUCAAACUCGUCCAUAUUGAAUACUACACCAAACUUUUGCAAGGAUUUCCCAAAGUAGCUAUCAUUGAACUGGCUGAUUACGAAAACAAAGGUGAUCCGGCCAUCACAGUGGGCGAAAUGAUGCUAAUGAAACGUAUUCAUGGUACAGAAGUCAUUUAUUACAAUCUGCAUCAGCAAUCCCUAAACGCACUUCAGCAUGCCAAAGACAUAAUCGGUCAAUAUAACGUUUCCGAUGUGUUGAUUAUGUUCCAAGGAGGUGGCGGAAUGUUUGCUUACCCAUCAGGAGACAUAAUACGUAGAGUCUAUUUCAACGCUUUUCCCAACCAUACCAUGGCUAUAUUUCCGCAAAGCAUUUGGGCGUGGUAUCCCAAUGACACUUUGGCGUUUUACAAAAAAAUGUACAAUACCCGCAAAAAUCUUCACAUUGGCAUUCGUGAUCCCACUUCCUUGGCGAGGGCACGAGAGCUUCUCCCACUGGCUAAUCUUGCAGAAGUGCCAGACAUGGCUUUUCAUAUUGGACCCAUUUCGAGAACGCGGCCACCAGUCUAUGAUAUCUUGUACCACAAAAGACAAGACAAGGAAAAUAUUGCUUCAGCGGAUUUACCAUUUCCACCUGGGAUCUCAUUUAAAGUUGCAGAUUGGGUUAAUUGGAGAUCUUCGUCCACGCAAGAGCUGGACAUUCCAGUUACAAUGUUCCAUAACGGCUUAUCCUUUCUUCAAAGGGGGAAAGUGGUGAUUUCAAAUCGACUCCACAGUCAUAUCUUGACCACUUUGAUAGGUAUUCCACACGUUAUUAUGGAAUGUAAAGCUGGGAAAAUUUUGCCUCUCCACUACAAAUGGACCAAAGAUAUCCCAUACAUUAGGGUGGCCAAUAAUAUUUCCGAAGCUGUAAAGCAUGCUAUAGAAUUGUUGGAAAUUUACGGUAAUUCUUUGCCAGACACUUUGGCAUUUGACGUACCCAUUAACUAAAAGGUCGAAGAGUGUGACAGCAAAGUUAGCUCUUUGCGAUAACAUGCCAAUUUUGGCCCUUGAAAUAAACCCCUUGAUUCCAUUUA